This is a messenger RNA of Odontomachus brunneus, 671 nucleotides long. RefSeq names its product 40S ribosomal protein S23 (gene RpS23). Bases 159 to 590 code for a protein of 143 amino acids. The record is from RefSeq and is a predicted model, not a curated record. Gene Ontology annotation, biological process: translation. Gene Ontology annotation, cellular component: ribosome; cytosolic small ribosomal subunit. Gene Ontology annotation, molecular function: structural constituent of ribosome. The transcript is spliced from 3 exons. Lineage: Eukaryota; Metazoa; Arthropoda; Insecta; Hymenoptera; Formicidae.
CUAGUACUGAAAAUCUAUAGUUCAUGUUACGUAUACUAUAGAAUUUCAACACUGGCAGUGAAUUUCGGAACGUAGCCUAGGUGUUCUCAGCCAACUAUUGAAGUCGGAAGUCUGUAGCCUUUGUAUUGUUUUAGUAUUCGUGAAGAAAUUCGUACAACAUGGGUAAACCCAGAGGUCUACGCACUGCGCGUAAGCACGUAAACCACAGGCGUGAUCAGCGGUGGAAUGAUAAAGAUUAUAAAAAGGCACAUUUAGGAACAAGAUGGAAAGCCAAUCCUUUUGGUGGUGCUUCUCAUGCAAAAGGCAUUGUCUUGGAAAAAGUAGGAGUGGAAGCUAAGCAACCGAAUUCGGCUAUCCGUAAAUGCGUCAGAGUGCAGUUAAUAAAGAACGGCAAGAAAAUCACUGCUUUUGUACCAAGGGAUGGUUGUCUAAAUAACAUUGAAGAAAACGAUGAGGUUCUGGUAGCGGGUUUCGGUCGUAAAGGCCAUGCCGUUGGUGAUAUACCUGGAGUUCGAUUCAAAGUAGUAAAGGUUGCGAAUGUAUCUUUACUUGCACUGUAUAAAGAAAAGAAGGAACGACCGAGAUCUUAAAGCAUCGAUUUUCAAUGUAUUUCUAUACCUUUGUAUCAUAAUCUUGUUGACAUAAAUAUGAAAACGAUUUUUUAAAAAGUA